AUGACAGCUCGACCACUAGUCUUCUACGUCAUUCAGCGGCGAUUAGAUGCCGAAGCCCGAGGUUCUGCUACCGAAGACUGGAAGGACGGACUGUCUCAGAAUACAGUAGCUGUAAUCGACAGCUGUAUAACGGCAGCACGGGCUACCACAGUUAUCAUGGAUGCCGCUGCGAAACAUAAUUUGGUCGCUACAUAUGGCUAUCUCGACGGGGAGUAUAUCUUCUCUGCUGCCCUCCUGUUGGUGAUGGUUAAUGCCGCAUUCCCGCAUAACGAAACAAAUGCCCGAGCGAUGGAGACGGCACUGAGUCUGCUUCGCGGCAUGGCAGACCGUGGAAAUACGUAUCUCGGCUCGCGUCAUUCGCUGUUACUCGAGCUGCAGUCCGCCAUUGGUCCGAACCGUACGAGAGGAGAGGAUGCUGUCCUCAAGGCUCCUGUCACUCCAGAUAGUACGCAACAGCCAACACCAUCCACGAACGUGGUUGAAGAGCAACCUCCAGCGGUGUCGCCGUGGCCACUGGAACAAGAUCUACCAACGAUGCGAGAUAUUACGUUUAACUUUGACAUCAACGACGACCCAGGGCUGUGGGAAGAGGUUCUACACCAGAUCGAUAUUGAUAUGGAUACAGACUGGAUUGAGAAUACGUUAAGGAAGUGA
Molecule: messenger RNA, 654 nt
Organism: Aspergillus oryzae RIB40
Lineage: Eukaryota; Fungi; Ascomycota; Eurotiomycetes; Eurotiales; Aspergillaceae
Product: fungal specific transcription factor domain-containing protein
Exons: 2
Coding region: 1-654 (217 amino acids)
Source: RefSeq, a predicted model, not a curated record